This is a messenger RNA of Lagenorhynchus albirostris (white-beaked dolphin), 1716 nucleotides long. Its product is annotated as long-wave-sensitive opsin 1. Gene Ontology annotation, molecular function: G protein-coupled receptor activity. The transcript is spliced from 6 exons. Bases 417 to 1628 code for a protein of 403 amino acids. Gene Ontology annotation, cellular component: membrane; photoreceptor outer segment. Lineage: Eukaryota; Metazoa; Chordata; Mammalia; Artiodactyla; Delphinidae. Gene Ontology annotation, biological process: visual perception; phototransduction; G protein-coupled receptor signaling pathway. The record is from RefSeq and is a predicted model, not a curated record.
CCAGGCCUCAGCCCCGCGACGUCACUCGGGGGGCAGCCGCUGGGAAAGGUGGGUCUGGGCUUCGGGCUGAAAAGCCCGACACUCGUGCCUGCCCGGCCUAGGAGCAGACGCUGGACGGUAGAAGGGAAGAGAGGACAGGGAAAUAGCAGCGAGGGCCCCCGGCAGCCUCCACAGCCACCCUGGCUCUGAGCCCGGCUCCCAGCAAAUCCCUCUGAGCCGCCCUCGUGGGCUCGCCUGAGGAGCCAGGAGGCCCAGGGGUGGGGAAGCAGGAGGUCUAAGUCCCAGGCCCAAUUAAGAGAUCAGAUGGCGAAAGGCUUGGGAGCGUUUAAGGUGAGGAGAGCUGGGCUGGUAUAAAGCACUGUGACCGCCGGGCAGCGCCAGGUCCGCAGGCAUCGGGGACGGGGUUCUCCAGAGCCAUGGCCCAGCAGUGGGGCCCUCAGAGGUUUGCAGGUGGGCAGCCGCAGACCAGCUUCGAGGACAGCACCCAGGGGAGCGUCUUCACCUACACCAACAGCAACUCCACCAGAGACCCCUUCGACGGCCCCAAUUACCACAUCGCCCCCAGAUGGGUGUACCACCUGACCAGCGUCUGGAUGGUCUUCGUGCUCAUCGCCUCCAUCUUCACGAACGGGCCCGUGCUGGCAGCCACCAUGAAGUUCAAGAAGCUGCGCCACCCUCUGAACUGGAUGCUGGUGAACUUGGCCGUCGCUGACCUGGCGGAGACGGUCAUUGCCAGCACCAUCAGCGUUGUGAACCAGAUGUACGGCUACUUUGUGCUGGGCCACCCCUUGUGCAUUGUGGAGGGCUUCACUGUCUCCUUGUGUGGGAUCACCGGUCUCUGGUCCUUGGCCAUCAUUUCCUGGGAGAGGUGGAUGGUGGUCUGCAAGCCCUUCGGCAACGUGAGAUUUGAUGCCAAGCUGGCCAUUGCGGGCAUUGCCUUCUCCUGGAUCUGGGCUGCUGUGUGGACAGCUCCACCCAUCUUUGGCUGGAGCAGGUACUGGCCCCACGGCCUGAAGACGUCGUGCGGCCCGGAUGUGUUCAGUGGCAGCUCUUACCCCGGGGUGCAGUCUUACAUGAUCACGCUCAUGAUCACCUGCUGCUUCAUCCCGCUCAGCGUUAUCGUGCUCUGCUACCUGCAAGUGUGGCUGGCCAUCCGAGCGACUCCUAACAGCAAGCCAGCUAAGCCAAGAACUCGGCGAGCGCAGCGCGGGGCUGUCUUAGCCGAGCCCGGCUGUACCACCUCCAAGCCUGGAAGAGCUCCCGCAAGGCUGGCCCCACUCGGGUGGCCCGGGUACCGCACAGCUGGGCCCGUCUGCUUCUCCCCGCUACCCUCCCUGACCAGCUACCCAAGCAGCAGUAACAUGGAAUCCCCUGGGGUACGGAGCCCUGAGGGGUCCUCCCACUCAAUGUCCCCGGGGCCACUCUCUGUCCCCCCCAGGUGGCGAAGCAGCAGAAAGAAUCCGAAUCCACCCGGAAGGCGGAGAAGGAGUUUCGAAACUGCAUCUUGCAGCUUUUUGGGAAGAAGGUGGAUGACAGCUCUGAACUCUCCAGCGUUUCCAAAACAGAGGCCUCAUCUGUCUCUUCGGUGUCACCUGCCUGAGUCGCCUGUCUCCCACUGGAAAACGUAACCGGUCCCACCCUCCGGGGCUUUGGCCACCCCGCCCCUGCCCCUUUUCUCCAUCCCUGUGAAAUAAAUGUAGUUUCUCUUUGCCAAAA